Hypomesus transpacificus is the source of this 2001-nucleotide messenger RNA. RefSeq names its product WT1 associated protein (gene wtap). Bases 197 to 1459 code for a protein of 420 amino acids. The transcript has 8 exons. NCBI's taxonomy places the organism in Eukaryota, Metazoa, Chordata, Actinopteri, Osmeriformes, Osmeridae. Gene Ontology annotation, biological process: regulation of alternative mRNA splicing, via spliceosome. Gene Ontology annotation, cellular component: nucleus. The record is from RefSeq and is a predicted model, not a curated record.
GGCGCUUCAUACUUUGCGGAAUUUGCCCAUCUCCUUCCCUCAUUCUCCCUGCUGAUGGCGGCCGUAUCAAAACCACACGAUUAACAACAGCCUAGCUGUAACAGAUAUUUAUCGAUUUGUUUCAUUCGUACGUUUCUGUGGCAGGGCAUUAAGCGUCCAGGUUUCGAAAUCGAAGGAAACGGGUCCGGUCCUCAAUAUGACUAAUGAGGAACCUCUCCCGAAGAAGGUUCGCCUCAAUGAAUCUGACAUGAAAACCCUAACACGAGAGGAGCUGUGUGUGAGGUGGAAGCAGCAUGACGCCUAUGUCCAGGUCCUCGAAGCAAAAUAUGCUGACCUCAACUCGAACGAUGUGACUGGCCUGAAGGAGUCUGAGGAGAAGCUGAAGCAACAGCAGCAGGAGUCUGCCCGCAGAGAGAACAUCCUGGUCAUGCGCCUCGCCACCAAGGAGCAGGAAAUGCAAGAGUGUACGACCCAGAUCCAGUACCUCAAGCAAGUCCAGCAGCCCAGUGCAGCCCAGCUGCGCUCCUCCAUGGUGGACCCAGCCAUCAACUUGUUUUUCUUCAAAAUGAAGGGCGAACUGGAACAGACUAAAGACAAACUGGAGCAGGCCCAAAAUGAAUUGAGUGCCUGGAAAUUUACACCUGAUAGCCAGACGGGGAAGAAGCUGAUGGCCAAGUGCCGCAUGCUGAUCCAGGAGAACCAGGAGCUGGGCCGCCAACUGUCCCAAGGACGCAUCGCCCAGCUGGAGGCCGAGCUGGCACUGCAGAAGAAGUACAGCGAGGAGCUCAAGAGCAGCCAGGACGAGCUGAACGACUUCAUCAUCCAGCUGGAUGAGGAGGUGGAGGGCAUGCAGAGCACCAUCCUGGUCCUCCAGCAGCAGCUCAAGGAGUCACGCCAGCAGCUCACCCUGAACCAGGGCUCCUCAGCUGGGGCUGGGCCCAGCAGGACUUCCCCUUCUACCUCCGAGCCCCCCUGCCAGAUGGAGCCUCCCACUGCAACCCUCUCCACCGAUCCGGCCGAGAAAGACUGCGGCAGGGUGUCCAACGGACCAAGCAAUGGCGACGCCUCCUCCCAGCGAAGCGAGACGGCCACGCCCAGCUUGUACCGGGAGCUGAGCAGCACAGAGGAAGACUUCCCCAUGUCCCCCAUGGCCUACAGCCCCGGGGAGGCCGAGACAAAACUCUCCAACCACUCAGAGGAGGCAGGGGCCCAGACUAGCGCGGUGGGGGCCGUCGGGGGGGCGGGUCGCUUUGGGAGCCAGCUGAGCACGAGCUACGAGAGCGUGGACUCUCCCACAGGCAGCGAGACGUCCCUGACACAGCACUCAAAUGACACAGACUCCAAUAUCGACCCCCACGAGGACAAGACGGUGCCCAUCGCCAAGGGAACCAGGACUGGGGGGUCUCGGCAUGCUCAGAACGGCCUAGACUCAAGCAUGAAUGACAGUGUGGUUUUGUAAUGUAUUUUGUUUUGUAAAACAUACUUUUGUCUUUUUCUUUUGAUACAAAAACACAAACCACAUCGACAAACCGUAGUAACACAGUACUUCUGUCCAUAAACUGUAUUUUUUAUUUUGUUUUCCUGCACCCCUCUUCAUUGCCUAUCGUGACACUUAAAUCACAUGCGUUGCUCAACAGGAAUAUUAUGUGAAUUAAUUAAUGUUCGUAGAUUUUGAUUUGAAUUUUUUCGUAUUCAAGAUAGCAUUUUAUUAAUUUGCUCAGUUAUUUGAAUGUAGUCUGGGGAUUUUUUCAGGUCUUUUUUAAACAUCUGUUGUGAAUCAAUUAAGGUCAAUAAACACAAUUUCACAAGUAGCUUUGCAAUGUUCAAAGACUGUGUUGUUUUAGAUGUUGACCUGUUUUUUUUUCAGUUUUAAAAAUGUCCAUCCUUGGUAAAACGAAGUUUCUGGUUGACUUGUAAUUUCUACACCGUGUAUCUUGUUGGAUUCGUAUUAUUCUGACUUUUCAUGUACUGACCAAAUAUCAAUAAAUACUUUUAAUAUGA